ACAGAUGCAGUCUGAACUAUAGUUAGGUUCCAGGAGUGUAUACCAGUAUUCAGAUAGGAAAAAAAUUGCUUAAACUUCCUUGACUUUGACAGUUUCCUUUGGUAAUUGGUCCAAACAACAGAAAUCUUGCGAAACAACAGCAGAGAUGACGCAGAAGAAGGUCACCCCGGUUCAAAUUGUUGAAGGAAACAUUCCUCCAAGUUAUGAAGAGGCAAACGCAGGAUGUCCUGGUUACUAUGGUGGUGGGACAUUUUCUUGGGAUGACAUCCAUAUUAGACAAAUCUUUAUACGAAAGGUUUAUUCAAUUCUGAUGAUACAGCUCUGUACCACAUUGGCAGUUAUUGUACUCUUCACAUUCUAUGCUCCAAUGAGGAUUUAUAUUCAAUCACAUCCUGUUUUAUACUCAAUGUCCAAUCUUCUGUUUCUUGUCACAUAUAUCUUAUUGGCAUGCUGUGGUGAUUUAAGGAGGCAGUUUCCAUGGAAUCUCAUUCUACUCACAAUUUUUACAUUAAGCAUGGCUUGCAUGUUGGGCUUUAUCUCCAGUUUCUACAACACAAAGUCUGUAGUGCUGUGCAUAGGUAUCACUGCCCUAGUGUGUUUGUGUGUCACCAUCUUUAGUUUUCAGAGCAAGAUUGACAUCACUUCUUUCCAAGGUCUUCUCUUUAUUCUAUGCAUGGUGAUGUUUUUCUGUGCUCUUGUAAUGGGAUUGGUGGUUCCCUUUGGCUAUGUUCCUUGGUUACAUGCUGUGUAUGCCAGCAUAGGAGCUGUUGUUUUCACCAUGUUCUUGGCCUUCGAUACACAGCUGUUGAUGGGAAACAAACAAUACACCAUAAGUCCUGAGGAAUAUGUCUUUGCCACUCUUAGUCUUUACCUGGACAUUGUGUACUUGUUUACAUUCCUGUUAGAUAUAUUUGGCUAUGGAAGAGAAUAAACCACUGUUGGUAAAUAUUUUCUAUUGUGUAGAAUAUUAAGAGCUUAUGCUCUAAACGGCAACAUUAGUUUUUUUUAGAAUAACAUGUGGCCUUUUUUAUACUAUUAGAUAAGGAAAAUAAACAGUGCAAAUGAUCUCGCCCUUGCAGAAAAGACACAUGAAAUUUCCAUGUAUAAAAAAACACACAUUUCACACGUUGACAGAUUGGGUUAGUUUAUGAAAAGUAUUUUUUAUUUAGUUUCUGUGCUAGUUUAAGGAUGGUUGGAUGAGAAUUCAUUGUAACAGACUAUUAUUUUACCAACACGCUUAUUGUGUCAUAUAAUUAU
Messenger RNA from Triplophysa dalaica, 1257 nucleotides. It is a transcript of the gene faim2b, whose product is annotated as Fas apoptotic inhibitory molecule 2b. Lineage: Eukaryota; Metazoa; Chordata; Actinopteri; Cypriniformes; Nemacheilidae. The record is from RefSeq and is a predicted model, not a curated record. Gene Ontology annotation, biological process: negative regulation of apoptotic signaling pathway. Bases 146 to 931 code for a protein of 261 amino acids. Gene Ontology annotation, cellular component: endoplasmic reticulum; Golgi apparatus; membrane. The transcript has 12 exons.